Molecule: messenger RNA, 1251 nt
Organism: Tauraco erythrolophus (red-crested turaco)
Lineage: Eukaryota; Metazoa; Chordata; Aves; Musophagiformes; Musophagidae
Source: RefSeq, a predicted model, not a curated record
AAGGGGUCCUCGCCAGUUGCUCCAGUUCAUGUUGUCAAUGAAGAAUCAGCUGACAAGACUAAUUUGGGCUUCAUUCACGCGUUUGUGGCUGCUAUAUCGGUCAUCAUUGUAUCAGAACUGGGGGAUAAGACCUUCUUCAUCGCAGCCAUCAUGGCGAUGCGGUACAACCGUUUGACUGUACUGGCUGGUGCUAUGCUUGCCUUGGGACUGAUGACAUGUUUAUCAGUUUUGUUUGGCUAUGCCACCACAGUUAUUCCUCGGGUGUACACAUAUUAUGUGUCAACGGCACUGUUUGCAAUUUUUGGCAUCCGAAUGCUUCGGGAAGGCUUGAAAAUGAGUCCAGAUGAGGGUCAGGAAGAGCUGGAGGAAGUUCAAGCAGAAAUUAAAAAAAAAGACGAGGAACUUCAGAGAACUAAACUGUUAAAUGGGCCAGGAGAUGUGGAAUCCGGGCCAGGCACCACUAUACCUCAGAAGAAGUGGCUACAUUUUAUUUCUCCAAUCUUUGUUCAGGCUUUUACUUUAACGUUUUUAGCAGAAUGGGGUGAUCGUUCCCAAUUAACAACCAUCGUCUUGGCUGCCAGAGAGGACCCCUAUGGUGUGGCGGUAGGAGGAACAGUGGGACAUUGCCUGUGCACUGGUUUAGCAGUUAUUGGAGGGAGAAUGAUAGCACAAAAAAUUUCUGUUAGAACUGUGACAAUCAUAGGAGGCAUUGUCUUCUUAGCGUUUGCGUUUUCUGCACUAUUUAUAAGUCCAGACUCUGGUUUUUAAAAUUUUUCAUCACUGCAAAAGAACAAGGAUUGGAAGCAUCAAGCAGCUGUCCUUGUGCAUUUUUGUAUAUAAUGUACAGAAUUAUAGCUAAAGAAGCACUGAAGAUGAGACACUGAACUUUUUAUAGCAAAUGAUUCAUAGGACUGACGCAUUUAUGGCCAGCUUCUGCAGUGGACAUCUGCUUGUUGUCUGGUUUGUUUACUCCAUGGUGCCCGCUCCCUUGGUGGGAUUUGUGUGGUUUUCUUGCUUGCUGGACCUGGCUCGGCUGAGUUCUGGGAAUCUACCCUCAUAAGUAUUGAGGCUUCCUCUUUUCUUCCUCCGUUACACAUGGCCACCUUUCCUGUUUCUUCAAGAGCCGAUUCUUAAGGCUUCUUGAAGCAGACUGUGUCAUGUUCCAUGUUGCUCAACAGAAGGCGUUAAGGAGAAAACUGCUGGCUCCACCUCCAAAGACUUUGGUUCCAGGGUGCACCCGAGGCUGGAUAA